CAAUCAUACAUUUCAUGGUAAGCAACAAGUAUCACCGUAUGCGUUUGUUUAUGAUUUGUUAUUGUGAUCAAUGGUCAGUUUGUUCUAGCAACUCGUGAUAAAGACAUGUGUGUUGUGAUUUAUUAAUGCUAAAAUAAAAAUGAAUAAGUUAAGUGCAUUAAUAUCACGUAAAGAACAGUUACUAAAACAGCGUGAAGCCUUGCAAAGGAGACAACAGAUAGAUUUCAAAGAUGGCAGUAAUAGUGAUAUUGUCGAGGAGAGCGACACUGAGAUGUUCCCAAAAAUUUCCACAAGCAGCAUACGCAGCCAACAUAAUGUCACAAAUUUGUCUUCAGAAUAUCAUGAUAGUAACAUGAAUGAGAUUAACAAUCACAAGAUUACAAAUGAUUUGAUUACUAACUUGCCCAAUAAUCAUCAGUUACAACUUCCUAUUAUUCAUGAAGAGUCUGCCAAAAAUCACACUAAUGAUCCGACUUCUUGCACGAUAAAUAAUGUAAAAUUUUACACAGAAAACACUACACAGGGCACAAAAAAGAACAAAAUAAAUAUCAUCUCUGAUGUAGUUAUAAAACUUCCUAAUAAAGGAGUCUUGGGUAAUGAUCCCCACAAUCUCGCUGAUUCAGAGAGUGUUACAAUGACAGAAUUGAAAACGGUUGAAGCUGCUUUGAAAGUUAGUAGUAAAAAAACCACAACAGAGGAUCCUUUCACUAAAAUAAAUAAUGACAUCUCUGAAGCAGAUAUGGACGCACCACGCCACUUCACGGAUCUUGACAGUGACACAGAAAAGCUGGGGUAUUUGAAUCCGGAUUUAUAAAUGGUUUAGAAAACCAACAUGACAACGAAUACCAUGAAAUACCUUGCCCUACUAAUGAGCUACACACUAACUAUGAUUCAGGGCCAUGCAGUUCUAAGCAGGGUAGUGUUAACAGUUUAUUCAAUGAUAAGAAAAGAGAUAGUUCUACAUCUCAGGUUAUAACUGGACGAAAAAGGCGUAAUGCGACACAAUUCGAAAAAGCGUAUUUUGAUUU
Messenger RNA from Cydia pomonella (codling moth), 1028 nucleotides. RefSeq lists its product as uncharacterized. The coding region runs from base 140 to 814 and encodes 224 amino acids. The transcript has 6 exons. The record is from RefSeq and is a predicted model, not a curated record. Lineage: Eukaryota; Metazoa; Arthropoda; Insecta; Lepidoptera; Tortricidae.